AUGGUCGACCCAUUUGGCGUCCUCGGUCUAAUUGGCACUAUAGACACUACCUAUCACUGGGGAAAAGAGCUCGUCGCACUGUGCAAAGCAUCUGCAAAUGCCGAAGCUCGGCUACAUGAGAGCGUCGUGCGCGUCGAGGCUUGUUGGCUGAAGAUCCAAAUUCAGCUUGAGUUUGUGCGCAGACUGGAGCCUCAACUAAGUGAAUGGCACAAGAACAUUCAGCAACAGACACUAGAGGUCCUACUACACAAGCUACAGGCUGCUAACACCAAACUCUCAGGCUUAGUAAAGAAAUCUAAUGCCUUGCCGAAUGAUGCUGGUGAAGAGAUCAUCAUCGUUGAGGUCAAGCGGCCGAAAUAUGCGUUUGUGAAAGAGAGCCUCAUGGAGGCAAUUACCGAUCUGGAGGUUUGGCAGGGCAUCUUUGAUCCCAGCUGGUUUUUGAUGAUGAAAAUUGCUGGGCCUGAGGUUGACCAGCAGCUCUACUUCAUGUCACAGCAACAGUCUGUCUCAACGCACAAGGGAACAAAAGCGGCUAUCCCUGCUGCGCAACACUUGCGCCUCGCACUUAAACCUGUCGACGACGAUAGCACAAAAAAGACCGUCUACCUACUUCCAGAUGGACUCAUCACUGAAAGUGUCCAGCCUCUACCUUACAGCCCAGUCCGCAUAGCUCGUCGAGCUACCACCGGCCAGCUUGUUGUGCUCGACCCCAUCACUUGCACCUCCAGGGCAAGCAUCAAUUCUGCACUGCGCGACAUUCGAAAUUUCGCAAGACGACUGCAGCAAACCGACCCUUUCACCUUUGGUCUUUUGCAAUGCAAGGGUAUUCUGAGUGAGGAGGACUCGAAUGACACGGACGUGAAGAUUAGGAAUGUGGCUCCAGCAAGCCUCUCCUUCGUUUUCCGUAUGCCUCCAACGCAUUCGUACGUACAGAGUCUGCGACAUCGGUUGCUAAGUGGACCAAGUGGCGAACACAGCUCUUUAACGGCACGCUUCGACCUUGCAAGACAAUUGGUCAAAGCAGUUAGCUACGUGCAUCUGUACGAGUUCGUGCAUAAGAACAUCCGGCCCGAGACAAUACUUAUCCUCAGCAAUGGAAGUCAUGUGUCUAUUGAUGCCGGAGGAGACGAGAAGGCUGGAGCAUAUUCCGAAACAGCUGUGUUGGUCGGUUUCGAUGUUCUCCGCGAUGCUGAGGGUAAAACACACCGUCUUGGCGACGACGACUGGGAGAAGAAUCUGUACCGCCACCCACAUCGGCAAGGCAAAACCCCGGAGACAGAUUAUAAUAUGCGACACGACAUUUACAGUGUUGGUGUUUGUCUGCUUGAAGUUGGACUGUGGGAGAGUUUCAUCGAAUAUGACAACGUCAACGCGAAAGAACAAGAGGCACUUAAACAAAUCUCCUUAGAAACAACGAACCUUCGGCUAUCUAGCCUAGUGAAAGACAGGUUAUUGCAACUGGCGAGAGGCGUAUUGAGACGCAAGAUGGGUAUCAAGUAUAGCAAAGUGGUGGAGACAUGCCUGACUUGCUUGGAUCCAAACAAUGAAGAUUUUGGAGAUGAGAAAGAGUUUCAGGACAUGGACGGAGUCGCAGAAGGGGUUAGGUAUAUUGAGAAAGUCGUGCAGAGGCUUGGUGAGAUAUCUGUUUGA
Trichoderma virens Gv29-8 is the source of this 1650-nucleotide messenger RNA. RefSeq lists its product as uncharacterized. NCBI's taxonomy places the organism in Eukaryota, Fungi, Ascomycota, Sordariomycetes, Hypocreales, Hypocreaceae. Gene Ontology annotation, molecular function: ATP binding; protein kinase activity. The record is from RefSeq and is a predicted model, not a curated record. The transcript has 2 exons. Bases 1 to 1650 code for a protein of 549 amino acids. Gene Ontology annotation, biological process: protein phosphorylation.